CAACAUAAAUACGGAGGAUCGAGAGGAAAAAGUCAUCAGUUGCAGUAGAGAGAACAUUACCGAGCACACACAGCACCGUUCGAAAACAAACGAAUAAAAUGGCCGCUAAGAUGAUCAUUUUCGCCGCCUGCGUGGCCACCACACUCGCCCAAUACGCUGCCCCGGCCUACAAGCCAGCUUACUCCGCGCCCGCUUACGCCGCACCAAAGGUUUACGCUCCGGAACCUGCUUAUGCACCGGCCCCGUACAACUUCGAGUACUCCGUAAACGAUCCGCACACCUACGACGUCAAGAGCCAACAGGAAUACAGCGACGGCAACGGUUACGUCAAGGGAUCUUACAGCCUUUUGGAAGCCGAUGGCUCCACCCGUGUGGUCGAGUACACCGCCGACGACCACAACGGUUUCAACGCUGACGUUAAGAAAAUUGAAGCAGGAUACAAGGCCCCGUACAGCGCACCAGCCUACAAAGCCGCCCCCGCCUACCCAGCACCCGCUGCUUACCCAGCACCGUCUUAUUCGGCCCCUGCUUACAAACCAGCCCCAUACAAGGCAUACUAAUGAUUUGUCGUCGUUCAGAUUUCUACACACUUCUUGCCAUUGCCAGCUGAAUAUUUCGUUGUAGAAAUAAAAAACAGCUCUCCAUCUCUCUGUUUAAAUAUCAUCUCGAUUCAUUCAUGCAAUUGUUAAACAAUAAAUUAUUUUAAAUGUA
Messenger RNA from Sipha flava (yellow sugarcane aphid), 711 nucleotides. RefSeq names its product cuticle protein 7-like. Bases 99 to 560 code for a protein of 153 amino acids. Lineage: Eukaryota; Metazoa; Arthropoda; Insecta; Hemiptera; Aphididae. The transcript is spliced from 2 exons. The record is from RefSeq and is a predicted model, not a curated record. Gene Ontology annotation, cellular component: extracellular matrix.